Molecule: messenger RNA, 258 nt
Organism: Ambispora leptoticha
Lineage: Eukaryota; Fungi; Glomeromycota; Glomeromycetes; Archaeosporales; Ambisporaceae
Source: the annotation of a GenBank genome assembly
AUGGCCAAAUUAUCAAAUGUUGGAAAGUAUACACUAGCUUCGAUAAUAAUAUAUACUAUAGUUGCGACCGUAUUAGAAUGUCUUGUGAUAUAUUUUCAUGUGUCAUUUGUGAGUAAUUUUACGCUCGAUGAAAAAGGGAAAGGAAUAUCGGACGCUGAUUUGAUUUAUCAUGCCAUAUUCCUUUUCUCACUAAUAUUUCAGAUAUUACUGGUUGCGGAUGCAUUGCAUCAUCGUAAUACCAUUCAAAUAGUCGCCUUG